AUGGACCGUUCUCUUCCUCACACCAGAGGAGAAGGAGGCUCUGAGGCUCGACUUUGCGGCUGCGGUUAUAAAAUAUCGAGCACGGACUCACACCAGGUCUGCUCGUCCUGCCUUGGGCUGGAACAUGCCCGGAAGGCUAUCGACGCCCCGGGUUCGUGCGGACACUGUGCCCGCUUCACCAUCAAGAGCCUCCGCCGACGGCUAGCGCGCCAAGCUAGCCAAGCUAGCCUGUCGGGAGGAGAUCCUUUCAUGUCUGGCGAUGUGCCGGCAGGCAACCGAGACAUGAAGGUAGCCGCCGCGGAGGCUGAACCUUGCGCUGAGGCUAGCUGGGGCUCCCAGCUGGACCUCACCCUGGCUGCCAAGCCUGAUGCUGUGUCUGCUCCUCCGGGCGAAAGCAUGCCAGCUUCGCCCCGUCUCAGCAUGGACUUGAAAGCCGUGUGUCAACGCGCUGCGUCCAGGCUGGACAUCCCCUGGCCUGAAGUAGCAAAGGAGACCACCAGGUCUCGCUACGAGGGGAAGAAUUUGCCCCAGGCUGCGAGGAUGGCAAGACAGCUUCUCCCAGUUUUUCCGGAGCUGCUGGACGAGGUGUCUGUCUCGUGGAGAGACCACCCGUUCAGCAGUAAGUCCCUGAUCCAGGGAGCUUCCUCUUUGGAUUUCGAGGGCAUGGAGAAACUCGGCUUGCUUCGCAUGCCUCCUAUGGAGCCGCUUGUUGCAGCCCACCUCCAACCGCGGCUGUCUUCGGAGUCUAACAGGAACCCCACACUGCCGACAAAAGCAGAUCGUUUUCAGUCAGCAAUGACCGAACGGGCUUACAAAGCAGCAGCUUUAUCUGUCAGGGCGCUCAAUGUCUCAUCGAUGCUGACUGCUUACCAAGCAGAGCUGCGCGAAGACAUGACAAAUAAACCUGAGCCUGCUGUGUGGGAUGAAAUUACCGCCAUCACGGACAUUUGCCUCCGCGUGCAGCGCUGUGCGGUCCAAGCCACGGGUAAGUCGCUUGGGAUGAUGGUGGUGCAGGAGAGAGCCAGGUGGCUUAACCUGACGAACCUACCAGACCGGGAGAAAGAGGACGUUUUGGACAUGCCAAUUGUCCCCGAAGGCAUAUUCGGCACUGCUCUGGCUUCAAUGCAGCAGCGGUGUGAGGCCAAAAAGAGAGAAGACGAGGCUCUCCAGCUCUGUCUUCCCCGGAAGUCCAGCCGCCGCGCCUCCGACGGCCCCGCGACAGACCCUUGCUCAGGCUGCCUCGUGACCCUACCCAAUUUAAGAUCCCGAAACGGCCAAAAGCCACAUCCCGCCCUGGUUCAAAACCCCGCCCAGGCACGAGGCGAGGACGAACUGGCCAAAGGAAGUCCCCAGCCCCGACAGCAGGUGCACCGGCACAGCCGGCCCAGACUUUCGGUCAUCAAGCAAGGAAGAAGAGGAAAGCGGCCUGACAGCCUUCCCUCCUCUCCUCGGUGGAAGAGCUGGAAGUUCCCUGUUCUCCAGCUCCACCUGUUCUGUGCUGGACUGUGCUUCCGGAGGCCAUCUAUGCCCCCGACUCCCCGUCGCCUUAUCAUUGCAGUUGUAAAGAUGCCUCACCGCACAGCCCUCAGGGACAGCCAGGCUCUGUAUUUUUCCUCUCCUGACAUUUACUGUCUGGGCCAUCCUAUAUCAAAAUUAACCUUUUCCUCCCUUUUAACCACCAGGUUCCAUCGUGGAGACUACCAUAUCGACGUAUGCAUAAAUGACUACCUGGAUGUGUACUGCCCUCACUAUGAAGACUCGGUGCCUGAAGAGCGGACAGAGCGCUACGUCCUCUACAUGGUUAACUACGAUGGCUACAGCACAUGCGACCAUACCGCCAAGGGCUUCAAACGCUGGGAGUGCAACAGGCCGCACUCCCCCAACGGGCCGCUCAAGUUCUCAGAGAAGUUCCAGCUCUUCACUCCGUUCUCCUUGGGCUUUGAGUUCAGACCGGGCAGAGAAUACUACUACAUAUCCUCCACCAUUGCUGAGAACGGGAGGAAAACAUGCCUGAAGCUCAAAGUUUUCGUCCGACCAUCAAACAGCUGUGUGAAAACUAUAGGCGUACAUGACCGCGUUUUUGACGUAAACGACAAAGUAGACAAUACAUUAGAACCACGAGAUGAUACCAGCCAUGAACCGGCUGAGCCUUCCAAAAGUGACGAAACGAAUGCUGCAACGCACCUGCAGAAAACAAGUCCAGCCCUGGCUUGGUUGCUGGUCUGCCUAUCAGCACUCUUCACUUUAUAGCGCUCCCCUCUGUCCCCGGAGGGCAUUUACACCUAGCGUGGCCUGAAUCUGCCCGAGGCUGCAGGGAAGGGGCGGGAUUUGGGUGGAGUGUGUUUGCUUGAUUGGGCAUCAGAGCAGGCUUCUCAAAGAACCCUCUAUUUUUUUUCAGAAAUAUAUUUAAGUGGUCUUUCUCCGUCUGUGAGUGAAGAAAAGUUGAUUUUGGAAGUGGGAGAGACAGUUCCCCUCUCAAACCUUCAACUGAGAUGCCAAAUCCCUUUUUUGACACUUAGUGAUUCUUAUUUUCCAGUGACGUUUGACAUCCCUUUACAUCAUGUUUAUGUCAUUGCAGCACUGAUGUUUAGCCACACACACAUAAACAGCACAUACACAGAAACAUGUUUCGAGAGUCAAAAACAAACUACACAACUACACUAACAAUCAAUAGAAGUAGAGUUUACAGUAAACAGUAGCAGCAGUACACAGUAGGGAUGUAGAGCAUCUAGGUUUUAGAAAGAACUGUACAUACACAAAAUAAAUUGUCCCGAGACCUCUGAAAAGCCUUUCAGAAAAUAGUUAUUUGGAUUCAUAUGAAGCCGAUUUUGGCUCCUCCAUUUUACAAUGAAGUAAAGUACAAAGCUGAAAGAUGAAGAUAUUGGAAAAGAGGAGCAAUGAUUUUAAGCCAAUGUCAGAUCUGAAACCACAGCACUGAGCACUGACAUACAUGGCAUGCACCUUAGCCUGCCAAUCUUCAGACUGUCCCGGAUUGAAGUUGAGCCCAAUUCUCUUAGGAAUACAAAGUGUGUGUGUAAAGGUGGAUAAGCUGCUUAGAGCAAGAGUGUAAAACCUUUUGAAACAAGAGGCAUUCUUUCCUCAUCCCUCUUUGUGUAGAGUAUGCCAGUCCGCUCAAUAAAACACCUCUGGUUCAACACAACUCACAAAACAGCUAAAUUGAAACUUUCUCACCAGACACUUUGUAGACUGCUAUCAUGCUCGAGGAUCAAUAUCUUUUGAAAGUUGAUCACACAAUUUCACGGCCACAGUCACAGUCAUUGUAUGCAAUGUUUACUGAGCAGGACUGCAAUUGUUCUCUCCGUUCCAUUUGAGUAUUAAUCAAUACUAACACUCCCAUAAACAUUUGCAUUUACACCUUUUUUUUAUCGGAUAUUGAUUGUUUAAGUGAUUGUUUAGAAAAUGAUUCACAGCUAAAUUGGAGACUUUCAAACUAUUAAAUUAUUUUUGCCAAUGGUGUCUUCAAACAUUAUAUUCAGUGAGACACUGUAAACUUUUUAAUGUAUUUUUGUACUGUCUGACAGCCCCCUCAAUUAGAAAAACAUGUCAUGGGAAACAUUUUUAAAAAUACAUUUAAAUUCACAGUACCAUAGCUUUUUCACUGUCACUUAAACCACAGCUUUGACUCGUUCUUAUUAAAUGUUAGUUAGUUCACAUUUAGUUUAUUGCAGUAUUUAGACCAGCUUUUACAGGCCUGAUGCAUAGCUCAUUAGUUGAAAACACGUAGCGUUAAUAGAAAAACGUUCCAUUUAAUUCAAAGCAAUGCCAGCUCUUUUUUUAGACCGGUCAGGUUUAUGUUAGCACUUACAUAAAAAAAAAAGUCUGUGUAGUAAUGACAUUCAGCAUCCUUCAGCUCCCACAGAUACACAUGGUAUGCAAGCAUAAUGAAAGCUAUCGUCUUUUCUUUUAAAGGAAUGGACCGUGUUUCUUUGUUUUCAAGAAAUGUGGGAGGAUAGAGAAACUAAUUCCUUUCUUUUGGAGACAAGUUUUAGUUUGAGAAUAGGGCACCAGUUGGUUAUGAAAGAUAGAUAGAGAGAAAUAGGGCAAGAAAAGGAGCAAUUGCAUGUCCACCUUCAGCUCCUAAUGUUACAGGUUUAAGUGACUCUUUAAUGAGGUUCAAAAUGACAGGCAUGUGGACCCCAUGUUGUGGCAAGGGGAGUUAUUCCUGGUAUUAAAAAUAGAUGGUGGAAGGCUUGGGGGGUCUCAGGAGGGGGGUGUAGAUUUCCAUCGUGGGGGGUUUGAAAGCACCAAUGACCUUGCAGUUGAGAGAAUUGGUUAGUUAAGGAAACAGAGAGACAAACGCACAGGGAGUCAGAAAGACAUGGGAGAGAGCCGAAGGCGGUGUGACUACAGUGCCUAAACAAACACGACAAGACAAAACAACUUAAAUUCCAUGCAACACUACUGAAAAAACACCUGACUCAAUGACAAACUUAUUGUUUAGUAUCACGCUGUCUCAGAAGGCAUGCACUGUUAUGUUUUUGCUUUAUUUUCCAUUUUUGUAGCAGCCUUUUUUCAUAAAUAUUUUCCUGAAAGACUGCCUUUGCCUUUUACCUUUUGUUUUUACGCUAUGGUAACAAUGCUAUUACAGCAGAAUAGCAGCUCAGCUAUGGGGGGUAAUAGGAGAGGAGGCCAUUUAAUGAGGUACUAAUUUUCAGGAGAACACCACAGGGAAUGAGCACCGCAUAAGAUACAAAAUGGACGCUUGUCAGCAGAUUAACACUAGACUUUUAUCAGAAACCAGCUUCAAUUGUACUCUCUUAUAGUUACCGAUACUACUAUUUGUCAUUAUUGCUAUUAUUACCAUGGUUUAUUCUGUACACACCUUAACCUGGGAAAUGAGGAUCAACUUAUAAACUGGAUACUGUGUAUCCUGAGGUAGUCAACCAUAAAACAAGUAGUGUUAGGUUAGUAUCUGUUUUGUACCUUUCUGGAGGACAAAAAAAUUAGAUCAUUGUUAAACUGUAUAAUUAUUAUUAUUGUUAUGAUGAUGAUUAUGACUAUUAUUAUUAGGAAAACUUGAUGUAAAUAGUGUUUGAUAUUAAAGUAUUAAUUUGGUUCUUAUGUCUUUUCUAAAAAAUGAAUACGGUAUUAUCUCUGGGUUUUGCGGAGUGUAUACUGUACUCAAACAAUGCAUUGUGUGCUUUGACCCUCAAUGCCUAAUGAAACUUUGAGCUAAUAUGAAGUGGAAACCUGUGGGAGCUGUACACCAUGUACAAAAGGCUGGCUCACCUGUUACAUGUUUCAAACCAGUCACCAACCUUCACAUCUCUUCAUAAGGAUCCUGCCUUGGAAAGACACACUUUGGACUUAACGGACGGUUUAUUUGUACUUUUUUGCCUUCAGUGUUUGAAAGCAUGUUAGUCAGCUUAAAGAUCUGCCAAGAGUGGACUGUCUGCUUUUUAUUGGAAGGAUCUCACCAGUUUCAUUAUGUGGCAUGCGCAUGAACUUGAUGACAUAAAAAAAAAAAAAUAUCAAAAAAGUUUUUUAAAGAAAGUAUUAUUUUGCUCUUGUUUUCCUUUUUCUUUAAGACGUGUUAGAUUUUUGGAUCACUUUCAUGUUGUGUGUUUUUGCAUCCCCAUUUGAGUGAUGUCAUUUAAACUGUGUAGUGACAGAUGACAAAUGUACAUAACACAAACCAUUGUUGUGAAGUUACAGUAGGGAACAGUCAUUUUGUAGUUCAAAAGCAACUUUUUCAUUUAUCCUAAGGCUGACUCUCUCCAUACCCAUCUAUUGAAUUCAUCCCAUGUAGUUGCAGUCUGUCUCUCCUGACUAUUCAUCUUAUUUCUACUCUCCCAAGAGGAGGCGUUCUGGGAGUGUAUACAUCAAUGUGUGGACGUUUUUCAGUGUGAAAAAAAUGUGUGAGACAUUUCAGUUUGUGUGUGUGCGUGUCUCAUUUGCUGUUGCCGCAGUGAAUGGGAAGCGGCAACCCUCUUUGGCAACGAAGAGUGUUUCCCAUGCCUUAGCCCUCCAGCCUCUGCCCUGGCAGUCUCGUCUGUGUACAGACGCUUUCUGCCAUUGUGCUUUUACACAGGACGGCUGCUGGCAUCCAAGAGACUACAACAGGGCCCUUCACUUUCUCUCCCUUUCUAACAACCCUGAAUCACUCCUCCCUACAGUAGACGUUAGUCCUGGGCACAGUUCAAGGAUUAGUUCACCCCCUGCACCAAAUCCUUAACUGGAUUGUUAGCGGGGUAAUGCCUAUCAUCGAUCCAGGUUCUGUGCCUGCAGGGCAAAGCCUCUCUUUUCAUCAGCUCCCUUUUUGCCAAUGAGCUCUUGUUCAUUUUGUGCGCCUGUCCUGUCCCAUUCUUGUGCUUGUAUGAACCCCACCACACCACCUUCUCCUGCUCCCUCACCUUUAAACCUCGCUUCCACUUUGCCAUCAGUGGGGAAUAUUUCCAAUCUGCUCUUUUACAGUAUAUAGACAACAACGAAAAAUUUGACAAAAAAUUAUCUGUAUUUGUAUAUACACGUGUCUGAGCAACUAUGAGUAAUACAAUAAAACAGAAAUACAUUGCUUUGAUCAUUGUGUUACUCUUUUUUGUCUUUUUGAACCUUUAACAGAGAAAUGAAAGUAGAAUAUUUUACUGUGAUGGUUGUCGUAGCCCUGUAAUCAACAAUAACUGUUAAAUCUGCCACUGCAUAUGGCACAUGGUGGUCAUAUGCAUUAUGCAUUGGUGCC
This is a messenger RNA of Notothenia coriiceps (black rockcod), 6700 nucleotides long. The record is from RefSeq and is a predicted model, not a curated record. Lineage: Eukaryota; Metazoa; Chordata; Actinopteri; Perciformes; Nototheniidae.